CCUUCUUUGAAUUUGUGAACUUCAAUUCUCCUCUUCUCUCUCUCACUCUCUAUCUCUCUCUCUCUCUCUCUCUCUCUCUCACUCUCUAUCUCUCUCUCUCUCUCUCACUUCACCAUUUCGUCAAUAAAAAAUCAUUUUUUUUUUAAUUCCUCUUUGUCGGUGGGACUAAGAAACAUAACAAACAAAUGUACACACUCUCUCACCAGUGUUUCUGUUCUUCAUUUUUUCUUUCUGGGUCAUUUUGUCACAGUCUCAAUUGAAUCGUAGAAUUUCUUAGAUGUUGAUCUUUUUAACAAAUGGGGUUGUGUAUUUUCUGGAAAAGUUUCAACCUUGAUUAUCAUUUUCACAGAAUUGUCAAUAUAGCCAUGGUAUUUAUUCAGAUCAAAGUUUACAUCUUUCUCUUAUUUUCCCUUAUGAUUACAAUGUCUUAUGGUGAAACCAACCCAAAUGAUCUCAAAAUUCUGAAUGAUUUCAGAAAAGGGUUAAUGAAUCCAGAGCUUCUCAAAUGGCCUGAUAACGGAAAUGACCCUUGUGGCCCUCCUUUAUGGCCUUAUGUGUUCUGUUCUAAUGGUAGAGUUACUCAGAUUCAAGCUAAGAAUCUUGGUCUUAAAGGGUCAUUGCCUUUAAAUUUUAACCAACUUUCUGAGCUUCAAAAUUUGGGUCUUCAAAGGAACAAUCUAAGUGGAAUGUUACCUAGUUUCAGUGGAUUGUCAAAAUUGCAAUAUGCUUUCUUGGAUUACAAUGAGUUUGAUGCAAUUCCAAUUGAUUUCUUCAAUGGACUCAACAGUCUUCAGGUUUUGUCUUUAGAAGAAAACCUUUUGAAUUCUUCUACUAAUGGUUGGUCAUUUCCUUUGGACUUGAAAAAUUCAGUUCAAUUAACAAAUCUUUCUUUUGUGAACUGUAAUUUGGUUGGAACUCUGCCUGAUUUUCUAGGAACAUUGCCUUCAUUGACAGAUUUGAGGCUUUCAGGUAACAGUAUUUCAGGUGAAAUUCCUAAUAGUUUCGGUCAAUCAUCGAUUCAAGUUCUAUGGUUGAAUGAUCAACAAGGUGGUGGAAUGACAGGUUCUAUUAAUGUUAUUGCUUCAAUGACAUUUUUGAAACAAGUUUGGUUACAUGGAAACAAGUUCACAGGAGCAAUUCCAUCAGACAUUGGUAAUUUAGUUUCUUUGCAAGAGCUUAACCUCAAUAGUAAUCAACUUGUUGGUUUGAUUCCAAAUUCAUUAGCAAAUUUGGAACUUAAUACACUUGUGUUGAACAAUAACAUGUUCUUUGGUCCAAUACCAAAUUUUAAGGCUGCAAAAGUAUCUUAUGAUUCGAAUUUCUUUUGUCAAACUAAGCCUGGUCUUGAUUGUGCUCCUAAUGUUAAUAUCUUGUUAAAUUUUCUCCAAUAUAUGAAUUAUCCAUCAAAUCUCAUUCCUAAAUGGGUUGGUAAUGAUCCUUGUGGAGAAUUAUGGUUUGGAUUAAGCUGCAAUCAUAAUUCAGAAAUAUCUAUAAUCAAUUUGCCUAGACAAAAGCUUAAUGGUACAUUGAGUCCUUCACUUGCUAUGUUAGAUUCAUUGCUUGAGAUUAGGCUUGGUGGAAACAAUAUAACUGCUAAUGUACCUAGUAAUUUUACUGACUUGAAAUCUUUGAAGUUGUUGGAUUUAAGUGAUAACAAUGUUGAACCUCCAUUGCCAAAGUUUCAUGAUGGUGUUAAAGUUGUCAUCGAUGGUAACCCUCUUUUCGCUAAUCAAACUGGAAAGAUUCCUCUUCCUCCUAUUAGCAGCCCUUCCCCUUUAAGUGAACAGCCUUCACCACACAGCGUGUCGCCGCCGCCGCAUUCGUCCCCCUUUGUUCCACCUUCCUCUAAUCAUAGUGACGGCCCUAAUCAGUCUUGGCAUGGCCAAAUGAAUCCUCAGCCGAGUAACUCAAAUAGAUUUAAAAUAGUUGCAAUAGUGGCUGGAGUUGCAGUGUUUUCAUUUGUAGCUCUUUUUUUCAUUUAUCUCUUUGUAUGCUGUUGUUUGAAGAAAAAGAAGAAAAAGGGUUCAUUUGACGCUUCUGGUAUUGUUGUUGGUCACACUCAUGAUCCAUCCGAUCCGAAAAUGAUGGUUAAAUUUGCAGUGUCGGAUAGCACAAGUUUAUCGACGAAGACAGGAAUAAGUUCUCUGACAAACAAUAGCGGCGAAACGGAAAGCUAUCAUUUAAUUGAGGCUGGUAACCUUGUGAUUUCUGUUCAAGUUCUACGCAAGGUUACCAACAAUUUCGCUUUGGAGAAUGAGCUAGGCCGUGGUGGAUUUGGAACCGUUUACAAAGGCGAACUAGAAGACGGGACGAAAAUAGCAGUUAAAAGAAUGGAAUGUGGAACUGUUAGCCGUAAAGGAAUUGACGAGUUUCAAGCCGAAAUAGCUGUUCUUUCGAAGGUUCGACACCGGCAUUUGGUGUCAUUGUUAGGCUAUUCUGUUGAAGGAAAUGAGAGGCUUUUGGUUUAUGAGUAUAUGCCACUGGGUGCUCUAAGUAGACACCUUUUCCAUUGGAAAAGCUUGAAUUUGGACCCUUUGUCUUGGUCACAGAGGCUUGCAAUAGCACUUGAUGUUGCUAGAGGGAUGGAGUAUCUUCAUAGUCUUGCCCGGGAGACUUUUAUCCAUCGAGACCUCAAGUCUUCAAAUAUUCUACUUGGCGAUGAUACUCGAGCGAAAGUUUCGGAUUUUGGUUUGGUGAAACUUGCCCCCGAUGGUGAGAAGUCUUUGGCAACAAGACUUGCUGGAACAUUUGGAUACCUUGCCCCUGAGUAUGCAGUGAUGGGGAAAAUCACCACCAAAGUUGAUGUUUUCAGCUACGGUGUUGUGUUGAUGGAACUUCUGACCGGAUUAAUGGCUCUCGACGAAAGACGACCAGAGGAAAACCGUUACUUGGCCGAAUGGUUUCGACAAAUUAAAUCAAACAAAGAAAAGCUUAUGGCAGCCAUCGAUCCAUCACUCAAAGUAAGCGAAGAAACUUUCGAGACUAUUUCGAUUGUAGCUGAACUCGCCGGACAUUGCACUGCUAGGGAACCAAACCAUAGGCCGGAUAUGGGGCACGCAGUCAAGGUACUGUCUGAGUUAGUCGAGAAAUGGCUGCCGGUUGACGAAGAGUUCAAUUAUGGCAUCGGAGGCGUUGACUUCGGUCAACCGCUUCCGCAAAUGUUGAAGAUUUGGAAGGAAGCUGAAGGUAGAGAUAUGAGCUAUACAAGUCUUCAAGAUAGUAAAGGAAGUAUACCAGCUAAGCCAGCUGGUUUUGCAGAUUCCUUUACUUCUUCUGAUGCAAGGUGAUUUUGCAUGUAAUUUAAAGUGCAUUUUCUUUAUCUACAUAUAUAUUUCUUUUUACUUUCAUAUUGGUUGUGUCUGUUUUGGCAGCAACAGAAAAAAAAAAAGAAGGUAUAAUUUAUUUGUUUUCAAUUUGUUGGUUUUUGUACUUUCGAGUACUUUAAGGUACUACUUAUACAUGUAUCAAGAUGUAGAUAAAGAAAUAUUAUUCUUAUUCUUUGUUUUUGUGUGUUUGGUCUA
Cicer arietinum (chickpea) is the source of this 3521-nucleotide messenger RNA. Its product is annotated as receptor protein kinase TMK1-like. Gene Ontology annotation, molecular function: ATP binding; protein binding; protein kinase activity. The record is from RefSeq and is a predicted model, not a curated record. NCBI's taxonomy places the organism in Eukaryota, Viridiplantae, Streptophyta, Magnoliopsida, Fabales, Fabaceae. Gene Ontology annotation, biological process: protein phosphorylation.